Molecule: messenger RNA, 3419 nt
Organism: Meriones unguiculatus (Mongolian gerbil)
Lineage: Eukaryota; Metazoa; Chordata; Mammalia; Rodentia; Muridae
Gene: Agbl4
Product: AGBL carboxypeptidase 4
Exons: 13
Coding region: 201-1571 (456 amino acids)
Biological process (GO): proteolysis
Molecular function (GO): zinc ion binding; metallocarboxypeptidase activity
Source: RefSeq, a predicted model, not a curated record
GCGCUCGUGCGGGGGGCGGAGCCUCGGCUGCACGCUCGCCUCGGCCCCGCCCCCUGUUCCCAGCCGGCCGCUCCGGGGCCGCCGGUUUCCCUAGCAACCGUCGCGCCGCGUCUUUCUGAGGGAGCGUCAGUCAGCAUCUCACCGCUUGCUCCCCACUGCCCAGAGGUUUUAGCGUGGCCUCAGACUGACGGAUAACAAAAAUGGCGGAGCGGAGCCAGACGGCGCCCGAGCCAGGCAAUGAUAUAGGAAAUGAGGAAGCCAUUGGAGGCAAUGUGAGCAAAUACACAGUGCUUCCAAACGGAUACUCUGGACAACCCAAGAAAGGACAUCUUACCUUUGAUGCUUGCUUUGAAAGUGGUAACCUUGGCCGUGUUGAGCAAGUCUCUGAGUUUGAGUAUGAUCUGUUCAUUAGGCCAGACACCUGUAAUCCUCGCUUCCGCGUCUGGUUCAACUUUACUGUUGAAAAUGUGAAAGAAUCACAGAGGGUCAUUUUCAACAUUGUUAACUUCAGUAAAACCAAGAGUCUUUACAGAGAUGGGAUGGCGCCUAUGGUGAAAUCUACCAGCAGACCAAAAUGGCAAAGACUGCCACCAAAAAAUGUUUACUAUUAUCGCUGCCCAGACCACCGGAAAAAUUAUGUGAUGUCCUUUGCAUUCUGUUUUGAUCGAGAAGAUGAUAUCUACCAGUUUGCUUACUGUUACCCAUAUACAUAUACUCGCUUCCAGCAUUACCUGGACAGCCUACAAAAGAGAAACAUGGAUUACUUCUUGCGGGAACAACUUGGACAGAGUGUGCAACAGCGGCAGCUUGACCUCCUGACGAUAACCAGCCCCGAAAAUCUCCGAGAAGGGGCCGAGAAGAAGGUGGUAUUCAUCACAGGCCGAGUCCACCCAGGGGAAACACCAUCUUCAUUUGUGUGCCAAGGGAUCAUUGACUUCCUUGUAAGUCAGCAUCCAAUUGCCCGUGUCCUACGAGAACACCUGGUCUUCAAGAUUGCACCGAUGCUCAACCCUGAUGGAGUCUAUUUGGGCAACUACAGAUGCUCCCUGAUGGGGUUCGACCUGAAUCGUCACUGGCUGGAUCCCUCUCCAUGGGCCCAUCCCACCCUGCACGGAGUGAAACAGCUCAUCAUCAAGAUGUACAACGACCCAAAAAUAAGCCUGGAGUUCUAUAUUGACAUCCAUGCCCACUCCACCAUGAUGAACGGCUUCAUGUAUGGCAAUAUCUUCGAGGAUGAGGAACGGUUCCAAAGGCAGUCCAUUUUUCCAAAGCUCCUUUGCCAGAAUGCCGAGGACUUCUCCUACACUAGUACAUCCUUCAACCGAGAUGCUGUGAAAGCAGGAACCGGCCGACGCUUCCUUGGUGGACUCCUGGAUCACACAUCAUACUGCUAUACCCUAGAGGUUUCUUUCUACAGCUACAUCAUUGGGGGUACGACAGCUGCUGUGCCCUACACUGAAGAAGCCUAUAUGAAGCUGGGGCGGAACGUGGCGAAAACAUUUCUAGAUUAUUACCGCCUGAACCCCCUGGUUGAGAGGAUGACAGUCCCCAUGCCAAGACUUCGACGAUGACCACCUCCUCUGCGAUCAUUUAUUUAAAAGCACAGGAAUUUUCUUUUUUCUCAUCGGCGUAACUCUGGAGCACCUGAAAAGAGUUCUCUAGAAACGAAGGUAUCAGCAAAUGCAACAAAAUCAAAGAAAGAAUAAAAUGCCCUCAAGUCUCAGACUCCAUCAUGACCUCCUCCUGUCACUGGAUCCCAAAUAUGGAUUCAUUUUCCCAAAGCAAUGGCCUCCACUGACACACAGUUCUGCUCAGGCUCCUGCCAAGGCUCCCGGCUACAGACUUAAGUUCUUAUGAAGCGAAGAGCACAGCGUUUGGUAAAGAGCUUUUGGACUUGGAAUCCUGUUUGGUCCUCAAGGCUGUGGGGAAGUGGAAGGGAGGGGUUUACUUAUUGCUCAGUGCUUUCCCGUGGGCUACCUUUUCAGAGUCCUUCAGGCCGUUCGUCCUUUAUCAGUAAGAAACACUACCUUUGCAUCUACUGAUGCUGCUAAGAUUAACCCUGCUGGCACUGCCAUUGCCACUACCACUGAUAUUAAUGCUGCUGCUCUCUCUGUGUGUGUGUGUGUGUGUCUAUGUGUUUUGUUUAUACUUGUUUGUAUAUGUUCAUGUAUGUGAGCUGGUCCACGUGUAUAUAGGUGCUCUCACAUGAGGAGGGUCUCUUCCCUGAUUACAUAUGAUUUUCUGAGGUGAGGUCUGUCACUGAACCCAGAGCUUUCUGAUUCACCUAGGCUAGGUGGCCAGUGAGCUUCAGGGGUCCUCCUGUCUUGACUUCCACAGCUCUGGGGCCACAGAUACAUCGUCCCACCCAGCUUUUACAUGUGUCCUGGGGAUAUGAACUCAGGUCCUCAUGCUUGUGUGACAAGCAUUUUGCUGAAUGAGUCAUUUCACCAGCUCUCACUGUCACUGCAGAUGCUGAUGUUGAUCCUCUUGAUGGCAGCAAUAAUACUCCCAAUACUAAUGCUGCUGCUGAUGUAGUAUUGUCAUUACUGCUGAUUGGACCACCACAAGGCUACUUCCACGACUACUGCCACUUCCUACAGGGGACACGAAGGUCUUUGUGCUCACAGACAUGCGCUAGGGAGCCUGGAAUGUAAGGCAUAUUUUCUGCCCAGAAAGCAGGUGUGCUCUCGAGCCUGGGGACCUUUUGCAGUCUGUGUAACUGGAAACUUUCUAGCACCAGACACUUUUCAUAAACUUGUUUUUUUGUUUUUCUUUCUCAGCCGAUUUAUAGAACCUAUCUUUAUAAACACUGUCACGUGCACUUUACAUCUGAUCUGUAUUUAGCUUGCUUUGUUCCUCAAAGAGAUUUAGGUAUGCUUUGUUAUGCAUGUGGGACUGAGUUAAUCGUCACAAGAAUAGGUUUUACUAAAUUGUGCUGUGCUGCAAUAUGUCUAAAAUAUACCCCUCGGGGCCAAACUCCCCGAGUCAGAAUAAGCAGAGGCUACUGAGCUGUACUGUGUGAACUGCCUUCUCGCCUCCUGCUGCUCAUCACUCUGCCGCCCGCCCGCCCGUGAAGGUCAAAGAGACUCCUGCCAUGACUGUUGCUACCAGCACGGCUGGUUUGAUGCCUUCCACUGCUGCCACCGUUGCUGCUCCUGCCUCUUCUCAGCCCUAACUGAAUGCCGCUGGGCUCCCAUGAGAUCAUCCACAAUAUGUGCAAUAGUCCUGUGAAACAGGUGCUGUGCUCUCUGUUUCCCUGAUAAGGAGAAAGAAAUGUAGAAAGGCUAAGUCAUCUGUCUAGAAUCUCACCGCUUGUGAAGGUGUCUGGAUGCCAUCAGAUUCCAGCACUCGUGUUCUUUCCAUUUUCUCCUCCAUCCUUUUGUAUACAAUCCCAAGACUGACAGUACAAUAAAUAUUUA